This is a messenger RNA of Sodiomyces alkalinus F11, 3040 nucleotides long. Its product is annotated as P-loop containing nucleoside triphosphate hydrolase protein. NCBI's taxonomy places the organism in Eukaryota, Fungi, Ascomycota, Sordariomycetes, Glomerellales, Plectosphaerellaceae. Bases 112 to 2877 code for a protein of 921 amino acids. The transcript has a single exon. Gene Ontology annotation, cellular component: nucleus. Gene Ontology annotation, molecular function: nucleic acid binding; ATP binding. The record is from RefSeq and is a predicted model, not a curated record.
CGCGGGAGCUCAACCCCCCGCCUCACAUCAUUGCUUCGAGGGCGACACUCACCACUGCAAUUCUUGACCAGUUCAUGGCGUAAAGAUCAUUGUCCGACAGACUCCUGAGACAUGUACAACCGCUAUAUCCCGCCGUCUCGGCCGAGGCAGCCGCCUCCGCCCGCGGCGCAGGACCCCCCUCCACAGGCCAAUCCACCGAGUCAACCCGAGCAGACCAAUGUUGUCGACCCUCUCGCACCAGUCUCCUACGCCCGGUAUAUUCCUCCACGGAAAGCAAAGGCCGUGGUAGAGCCCUCAGCCCAGACAGGUGACCAUGUGCCGACUGAAUCACCUUCCCCAAAGAAGCGCAAACAUGCGACAACCGCCCCUAGCCAUGAUUCGAGCCCUGCGCCGAUGCCCAAGAAGUCGAAAAAGUCAGACGAUGUGGUUCUGAGAGGCGACUCGGAUAUCCCAGAAUCACCAAAGAAGGACAGAAAGAAAACCAAGAAGAAGAAGGACAAGAGGGCCAAAGAGGAUGACGCGGAUCCUGCUGUACCAGAGUCCGCUCUUCCCGACGCGCCGCCUGCCUCAAGCACUGUGACGAGUGGCGAUACGGCGAGCAUUUCAAGUCAUACCUUGACGCCAGACGAUCUCGGUGAUUCAAAUAGGGAGAAGAAGUCUGCCGACAAAGACGAGGAGGACUUUAGGCAAACCGAGAAACAAGACAAAUCUAAAAAGCCAAAAAAAGAGAAGAAGAAAAAGAAGAAACCUUCAGAGGUCGAAGAGGAGGAAGCCGACGAGGAUGAUGCAACCUCCCGCCAUGCUGCUAUAUUGGCCAAGAAAGCAAAGUCCUUGGCCACUGCACCAGAGCUAAGGUCACAUACCGACACCGCUGGACCCAUCGAGCCAGAGGCACAGCCGAAGCCAGAUGACCUCGGAAAGCACGGCCUAGAGCCGCUUCCCCAGCCCAAGCCCGUGGAGGCCGACACCUCGAAGCCGACCUACGAUAUCCUCCCUUCGUGGCUGGCAGAGCCCAUCCGUGUCGGGCCCGAUACGAGGACCCCCUUCCGCGACAUCGGGAUCCACGCCAGGGCAGCCAAGUUCCUCGAAUCCAAAGGAUUCAAAGACGCCUUUGCCGUCCAAACCGCCGCCAUCCCUCUCCUCCUCCCGUCCUGCAAGCACCGUCAAGGCGACCUCCUCGUCGCGGCCGCCACCGGUUCCGGCAAAACCCUGGCCUACGCGCUGCCCAUCGUCCGGGACAUCAGCCAAGGCAUGGUGACGCGGCUCCGAGCCCUGGUGGUCCUCCCCACGCGAGAACUGGUCAGCCAGGCCCACGAGGUCUUCAAGCUGUGUGCGGGUGCAUUCGACGGGCGGGGGGAGAAGCGCGUGCGCAUCGGCAUCUCGGUCGGCAGCCACCAGCUCAGGCAGGAACAAGCAAGCUUGGUCGAGAAGACGGAGCGGUACGACCCGGAAGCGUACCAAGACGCAUUACGACGCGAUCGCGAGGCCUGGAAGGUCGUUGAUGACGAUGAUGACGAUGAUGACGAUGAUGAUGCUGCUGCUGCUGCCGACCCGGAAGCAGACGACGCGCAGGCGACGACGAAUACAACAAAGCCCUUGCUCGGCAACCUGCCCGACCACGUCGUCGAAUACAACUCAAAGGUCGACGUCCUACUCUGCACGCCCGGACGGCUUGUGGACCACAUCCGCCACACCCCCGGCUUCACUCUCCACUACGUCCGCUGGCUCGUGGUCGACGAGGCCGACAAGCUCCUCGCCCAGAGCUUCCAGGGCUGGCUCGACGUCGUGAUGCCCAAGCUACGCACGGACAACGUUUUCAGCGCCCGCGACUUCCCAGACUCCAACCUGACGGGCGUCCGGAAACUGGUCCUCAGCGCCACCCUCACCCGCGACCUGAGUCUCCUGGGCGGGCUGCAGCUCCGGCGGCCGCAGCUCAUCGUCCUCGAGGGGGCGGACGCCGACGGUCGGAAGCCGCAGACGGCCGAGCACACGUUGCCUAGCCUGCUGGAAGAGUUUGCGGUCCGCGUGCACGACCCCAACUUGAAGCCGCUAUAUCUCCUCGAGCUGCUGCAAGGCGAUUAUCUUCUGUCGCCGGCCGAGUCGGCCACGUCGUCAGGGUCGAGGGCAGAGGAGGCAGACGACACCAGCUCGGACGAAGAAUCCGACACAUCUUCGUCAGCUUCUUCUUCGUCGACUUCUUCUUCUUCUUCAUCAUCGUCAUCCUCCUCUUCAUCUUCCACGUCCUCCUCGGAAUCCGCCACCGCCGCAGCAGAGCCCCCACUCCAAAAGACGGUCCUCAUCUUCACGAAAUCCAACGAAGCCGCGCUCCGCCUCUCCCGCCUCCUGCUCCUCCUGCAACCCGCCUGGGAAGGCCAGACGGCGACAUUGACGUCGACGCAGAAGACCUCCCACCGACGCCGCAUCCUCGCCUCGUUCGCCGCGGGGGGGUCCACCCGGCUCCUCGUCGCAUCCGACCUCGUGGCGCGCGGUAUAGACCUCCCCACCCUCGACAACGUGGUCAACUACGACCUCCCCGCGGGUCCUGCGGCGUACGUGCACCGCGUGGGCCGUACUGCGCGGGCCGGACGCCGCGGGCGGGCCUUCUCCCUCGUCGAAGCGCGGGAGAGCGGAUGGUUUUGGGGCGCGGUGGCCAAGUGGGAGGGUAUACGGCGGAGUCGGCCCGUGGCGAGGUUGAUGAUUGGUGUUAGGCCUCGUGCCGAGGAUGAUGGUGGGGAGAGAGUGGGAGGAGAGGAGGACAAGGAGAAGGAGAAGGACGCGCCUGAGCCGGCACGUUUUGAGGAGGACAAGAUGGCGGCUUAUGAGAGGGCUUUGGAGGAGUUGGGACGGGAAGCUGGUCGAGUGAAGAAGAGGUCAUAGACGCAGCUGUAGAUGAAUGUUUAUCUGGGGUAAGAGCAUGGAGAGGAGAAGAGGAGAAGAGAAUCAAAGGAUUGUAAAAAGGGAAAAAAAGGAAAAAGAAAAGAAAAAGAAAAAGAAAAAGGGGCCGGGGGGGGGGGGGGGGGGAGAAAAAAAAGCAAAAGGU